Pseudomyrmex gracilis is the source of this 2627-nucleotide messenger RNA. Its product is annotated as arf-GAP with dual PH domain-containing protein 1-like. Gene Ontology annotation, cellular component: intracellular membrane-bounded organelle; plasma membrane. The record is from RefSeq and is a predicted model, not a curated record. The transcript is spliced from 6 exons. Lineage: Eukaryota; Metazoa; Arthropoda; Insecta; Hymenoptera; Formicidae. Gene Ontology annotation, biological process: positive regulation of GTPase activity. Bases 202 to 1392 code for a protein of 396 amino acids. Gene Ontology annotation, molecular function: GTPase activator activity; phosphatidylinositol bisphosphate binding.
AAUGAACUUUUUCUAUUUUUAUGAAAGCGAACCCUCUUUCUCCGCGUUCACUCAGCGAUAUUAGAGCGUUCCCAAGCAGAAACGAGGGACCGCCGAUCCGUUAUUCCGGUCUUAUCGCACAACACAUGUUCCUCCGUCAUCGCUUAGUUCUGUGGCGUAAGGACCCGUCGGAAAAGGAAGAAUUGCUCGGGGCCACAGUGUAUGAACUCAUCGUUUGUCAAUGUUUCAAGAUGGCGGACUCGAACGAAAAGUUGUUGGCGGAACUCCUCAAAAAGCCUGGGAACAACGUGUGCGCGGAUUGUGGGGCCAAGAGUGAAUCCAGAAUGGGCGUCAUACAACAUAGGCAUAUUUGUUUGCACAAGAUGCGCAGGUGUGCACAGAUCUAUGGGAGCCCAUAUUUCAAAAGUGAAGCACUUGAAAUUAGACAGGUGGGAGGAUUCACAGGUGAACAGAAUACGUGAGGUGGGCAAUGCCGCUGCGAGACUGCACUAUGAGGAGCGUGUGCCUUCUUGCUAUCGCAGACCAAGCCCAGAUGCCCCGCAAGUUCUAGUUGAACAAUGGAUUAGAGCAAAAUAUGAGAGGGAAGAAUUUUGUCAUCCCGAGAGACAGAAUCACUACGUGUCAGGAUUCAUGGAAGGAUUUCUAAUGAAAAGAGGAAAAGAAGAUUCGCGUUAUCACCCUCGAAAAUUUGUGCUCUGCGAGGCGGAAGAUACGCUUAAGUACCACGUAAAAGAGAACAAGGAACCCAAAGCUGUUUUAAGAAUAUCAGAAUUAAACGUCGCGUUUGCGCCACCCAAAACCGGCAAUCAGAAUAGUCUUCAGCUAUCCUUUAUGAAGGAUGGCACAACAAGACAUAUCUAUGUGUAUCACGAGGACCCAGAAGUAAUAACAAAUUGGUAUCUUGCUAUCAGAUGUGCAAAGCUGCACCGUUUACAGGUGGCCUAUCCGGGUGCUAGCGAAAACGAGCUGUUGCAACAACUUGCAAGAGACUUUCCCCGAGAAGGUUUUCUAUGGAAAACCGGUCCAAGGCAUACAGAUGCUUAUAAAAAAAGAUGGUUUACAUUAGACGGUAGAAAACUCAUGUAUCAUGAUGAUCCUAUGGACGCACAUCCAAAAGGUGAAAUCUUUCUGGGACACAGUUCUGAAGGUUUUGCUGUUAAAACAGGUGUACCGCCGGGUGCUAGAGAUCAAGGAUUUUCGUUUACUCUUGAAACACCUGAUAGGACUUACUUGCUUUCGGCGCAAAGCGAAGACGACAGAUCCCAGUGGAUUAACGUGAUCCAAAAAGUGAUCGAUAAACCAUUAACGCCACAAGAUGCAACCGUAGCGGCAAGACUCGUAAGAAAACGCACAGCUAGCGGAACAAUGAAUAUAUUUUCGUCUACAAGAUAAAGAUGGAUUCCUCUUAGACGUCUUUCUUAAAUUGUUCAAUUGGUAAUUUAUAUACGAUUGAUUCGUAUUAUUGAAAAAUAGGCGAGAUAUAUAUGACUCAGUAACGCGUGAAAGGGCACGCAAAGGCUGCCCAGGCAAUUUAUUCAGCGUUUUGCUGUUGGGUCGUGUAUUUAUUCGUAUAUCUGCACAUGAUAAAAAAAAUGCGGUUUACAUACAGAAAUUAUAUAUAUAUAUAUAUAUAUAUUGUUACGCCCGCGGAGGCGAGACGACACUAUCACUGGCCAACUGAGAUUCACACGCGCGUUCACGGCGAAGAAGAAGCGCGGUUUCUCUCUCUCAAAACACUUUAUUACAACAGAAUACAAAUCGUAUCAGGACGAAUCGUCGAAGCGCGACGUGACAGCUCUCCGUUGCAAUUCUUCUUAAACAAACUCGCGAGUCGCCCGGCGGCAACGAACAGAGUCGCGCCGUUCACGCGGCUCCCGCGACGCGGGGUGACCGCCGCGUAACAAUAUAUAUAUAUACAUAUAAGACUGCUCGAAGACGAUAACGAACGCGGAUGAACUGCACUCCAAUCCUCGAUAAAAAAAAAAAAAAAAUAAAAUAAAAUAAAUAAAUAAACACAUUUGUAUUAAAAUCAAUGCUUGUGCGCCACUUGCUGUCGAAAUAAACACAGGAGCAAGCGGAAUCCUAACAGUAUUGCAAGGAAGGUUUUACUUAGCAAUAAUAUCGCAUGUGAUACUUGUCUCUGACAAUGUACCUCGUUGUGUGGAGCACUACCGAGAGAAAACUUCCGUAUGUUUGAUUUUUUUUUUUCCCCCGGCUACAGAACAAUCUAUUGGACAACAGCGAGGUUGGCUUGACGUGGACACAUACAUUUGUAAAAAACAAAUUAUCUGCCACACACGGAAGAGUCCGUACGACUCAAAUCGUCGGGACUGAAAAUAAACUCGUAUCAACAUUUCUCUUAUUCUCUCUUAUCUAUCGGCAAGAGUUGCGCUUUUGACACGCGUAUACAAAAUUAUAUAAUUUUAUAUUCUGUGCGUUGAAUGGCGCGAUGAUGUUGGAGCGAUAGCACUUGAAACUAAAAGAAGAAAAGAACUUGACGAUUAGACGAAAAGAAUUUGAGGAGUUGAGUUGUGCGGAACUCUGCUGUAAUGAUGAUUUGCAGUAUUUUCUUUUUCUGACUUUUCUUUUUUUUUUAUAUAUAUAUAUAUCAUACAGCUUCAUAGUUU